CCGCCAGCCAAAUACAAAAGGUAAACAAAUCCGACUUGGAGCCCAGACAUUGAAUGGAGCAUUAGCAUUAGCAUAAAGACAACAGGCCGGGCGUGCCGGAGUCAAGUGGCAGGCCACGGAGAAUACCACAUGCAGUAUCUAAUGAGCACUGCGUAGAACACAAGCAGCAGUAAAGCAGAAGCAGCGGUUGUGAAAGAAGCGGACGGCCAAAAGUGAAAGUUGCCUCCGAAAAAUGUUGAAAAUUGUACUGAUCAGCGGCAAGCGAAAGUGCGGCAAGGAUUACAUAUCCGAGAGGCUGCAGCGGAGAUUGGGCUCCCGGUCGCAAAUCGUUCGAAUCUCGGAGCCCAUUAAGUCAGAGUGGGCUCGCAAGCUGCAGUUGGACCUGGACGCCCUGCUCAGCGAUGGUCCCUACAAGGAGAAGUACCGGCGCGACAUGAUCGUAUGGAGCGACGAGGUGCGGACCCAGGACUACGGCUACUUCUGUCGCGUGGCCAUGGAGGAGGCGCUCAGUCGCCAGCAGACGCCCUACAUUCUGGUGAGCGAUGUGCGGCGCAAGAACGACAUUAAAUGGUUCCGGGAGACUUACGGGGCGAAAAGGGUCACCACUUUGCGACUGACAUCCCGUCCAGAAACCCGCUGUUCACGGGGAUGGACUUUUACCGCGGGCAUCGACGAUGUCCCCUCCGAGUGCGAUCUAGAUGAUCUGGCCGGCGGCUUUGACUUUGUGCUGGCCAACGACGAGCAAUUCGACCAGGAGGCCAUUGACCUUUUGCUGGACAAGCUGCAGCUACAGUAUCAGUAGAGCUCCAACUCCUCGAAUCACCAUGCUUUGAACAAAUGUAUUUUUGAUAUGUCACGUAUUCCGGUCCCUUUGAAACCUGAAGUGGUCCUCACAAAUAGCUUAGUUAAUGCAGUAUAUUACUUUAGGAAUGAAGUUAAGUACCUAAUAGUGUUAUGAAAUACUCUUAGUAAUUAAAUAUAGCUUUUGUGGCGGUUUUACCAAAAUGUAACGUUGAAGACUCAAUGUCUUCAAUUGAUAUACAAAUUUUAAGUCGCUCAUUCUCGGUAAUGGGUUACAUCAAAAAUGAUUAGUCCGGGUUUCAACUGUGAGAAAACUAGAGUGAAUAAUACUCAAAAAGCUUCCUUCAUCCAUCAAUAAUAAAAACAAUGUACUGGCAAGAAAACUAA
Molecule: messenger RNA, 1188 nt
Organism: Drosophila santomea
Lineage: Eukaryota; Metazoa; Arthropoda; Insecta; Diptera; Drosophilidae
Product: probable phosphomevalonate kinase
Exons: 2
Coding region: 233-802 (189 amino acids)
Biological process (GO): isopentenyl diphosphate biosynthetic process, mevalonate pathway; cholesterol biosynthetic process
Cellular component (GO): cytoplasm
Molecular function (GO): phosphomevalonate kinase activity
Source: RefSeq, a predicted model, not a curated record